This is a messenger RNA of Myxocyprinus asiaticus (Chinese sucker), 2097 nucleotides long. RefSeq names its product prolargin-like. Gene Ontology annotation, molecular function: protein binding. Bases 166 to 1302 code for a protein of 378 amino acids. The record is from RefSeq and is a predicted model, not a curated record. The transcript has 3 exons. Lineage: Eukaryota; Metazoa; Chordata; Actinopteri; Cypriniformes; Catostomidae.
AAAAGAGGGAAAGACCCAAUAAGCAGCCUGCUUAGCAGAGGAGAACAAGGAAAGUACGGAGGCAAGAGGGGGAAAGAAAGAGGAGAAAGAAAAGUGGCGGAGAAAAUCUGUGAAAGUAAAGUGACAGCUUUUCAUCAAACGAGGGCAGGAACCAGCAAAAGGACCAUGAAAGCUGGGCUUGCAUACUGCUCUCUGCUUGUCCUUUUUCUGAUCGCGGAUGUCUCAGGCCAGCGAAAGCCAAAGCCUGUCCGCCCACCUACCACCAAGAAACCUCCUGCCCCUAAGAAACCUUCCUCCCCUGUCCCAAAACCUGCGCUUGAACCCCGGGAACCCACAGACUUCCCCCCUCCAAUCCUAGGUCCUCCUUCUAUAUUCCCAGACUGCCCCAGAGAGUGUUUCUGCCCCCCAUCGUACCCAAAUGCCUUGUACUGUGAAAACCGCAACCUCCGGAAGAUCCCGAUCAUCCCAUCCCGCAUCCACUAUCUUUACCUGCAGAACAACUACAUUGAUCAAAUGUCUGCAGACUCCUUUAACAACUGCACUGAGCUUAUGUGGAUAAACCUGGGAAACAACCGCAUUCGUUCGGUGGAGAAACAAGUAUUUGAGAAGCUGCCAAAUCUACUCUACCUCUAUAUGGAGAGGAACCAGCUUAAGGAGGUGCCCAAUGACCUGCCGGUUGGUCUGGAGCAGCUUAGACUCAGCCGCAAUCAAAUCUCAAAGAUCCCUCCUGGAGCAUUUUACAAGAUGGAACAUCUUGUACUCCUGGAUCUGCAUCACAACAGGAUUAGUGACAGUGGCUUGAGCAAGAACAUCUUCAAAGAUCUGAAGAACUUGGUUCAGCUCAACCUGGCCCAUAAUAUCCUCAGGAAGAUGCCCACUAAUGUACCAAAUAAUAUCUUCCAACUUUUCUUGGACAGAAAUAACAUUGAGGAGAUUCCAAAGAACUACUUCAAGGACUUUACAAACCUAGCCUUUGUGAGACUUAACUACAACCAGCUUAGUGACAAGGGCAUUCCAAAGAUGGUGUUCAAUGUGAGCUCACUGUUGGAUUUGCAUUUGGCUCAUAACAAGCUGAGCACUGUUCCAGUGUUCAGCUCUGAGCUGGAACAACUUCACCUCAACAACAACAACAUUGAGAGUGUAAAUGGCACAGAGAUCUGCCCCUCUAAUUCUCACAGCCUAAAUGAUGAGGACAGUGCACCCAAACUGAGAUUCCUGCGGCUGGAUGGUAAUCAUCUGAGUCCUCCUGUCCCCCUGGAUGUCAUUAUGUGUUUCAGGCACCUACACGCCAUAGUAAUAUAGAAGAUGUUAUGAGUCAUGAACAGAUACAUGCCUAUGCACGAUCAGGCCUUCCUGUCAACUUGACAGUACUGAUUGAAUCAAACAGUACGACAGAAAACAAGUAAGGAAUUGAGAAUGGCAAUGCAUUUUUUCCUUUAUGUUCAGAUAUGUUUUAAUGUGUAACCUACGAACAUUCAAUGCACCAUAUUUAUUGAACUUCCUGCCUUGAAUACAAUUGAGCAUGAGUAUUCUGCAUUAAGUGUUUAUCUAAUUAUACAGAUGCAGCAGCAAUGACUACAAGCAGAGUUAAAUAAACCCUAAAAAUAAAGGUACAUUAACCGACAUACUGUGCUACAGACGAGUCUAGUUACAACUAACAAAUAAUCAGUAAAAAGGUGUAUUGGUCUAUAAGGGUAAAAGAACAAAGAGGACUAUAAAGAAAACUCUACACUGUACAAAAUGUUUUGUCAAGCAAAGUAAUAUGUUUCUUGAGGUAACCGACAUAGCUGGUUUUAACUGGUCAAAAAUAUUAUUAAAUAUGACUAAACUAACCUGACUACAUUAGGUUACCAAAGAAAAUAUUUUUAAUGGUCAGAUCAGAUAGAAAUAGCACUUUUGGGUAUGCAUGUUUUCAAUUUUUACAGUGUAGAUGGACACGUCAUGGAAUAGUAGGGAAUGAUAAAAGGGGGAAUAAUGUAACUACUGUGUAGUUGAAAAUGUCCUUAAUGUGCCUGUGUUUUUAAGGUACUGUGUUUAGCCCUGCCUUUUUCUUGUGUGAAUAUUUCUGUAUAAAUAAAUGUUCUAUUCCAUGUUAUA